Messenger RNA from Caenorhabditis remanei, 1002 nucleotides. RefSeq lists its product as uncharacterized. Lineage: Eukaryota; Metazoa; Nematoda; Chromadorea; Rhabditida; Rhabditidae. The record is from RefSeq and is a predicted model, not a curated record. The transcript is spliced from 4 exons. The coding region runs from base 1 to 1002 and encodes 333 amino acids.
AUGCCUGCUGACAACAAAAGAAAACGACAAUUCCACUCGAGAACUCAUGCCAACCAAGUAUUGGAAGGUAUUGAUCUCAACGGGAAAAUCUAUGCAAUCACUGGAACAACUUCUGGAAUUGGAGUUGAAACUGCGAGAGCCUUGAUAUUAAAAGGAGCUCAUAUUGUGAUGAUUAAUAGAAAUCUUAAAGAAUCUGAAAAGUUGAAAGAGAAGUUUUUAUUGGAAAAACCGGAUACUCAAAUAGAUAUCGUAGAGUGUGAUUUGAAUUCACUGGCGUCUGUUCAAAGUGCGGCUGAAAAGUAUUUGGAGAGAAAAUGGAAACUUCAUGGAUUGAUACUGAAUGCGGGAGUAUUUGGGCCAAUGGCUAAAACAACUUCGGAUGGAUUUGAAGCUCAUUUUGGGAUAAACCACUUGGCGCAUUUUAUUCUCAUCAAAGAAUUGCUUCCAGUUCUCCGUGAAUCUUCUCCAUCAAGAAUUGUGAUUGUCACUUCUAUGUUGAGUAAACACACAUGUGUCAAACCGAGUCAAAGCCUGGAAAAGAAAUUGGAAACUCUGUGUCCAAUGGAUGCUUCUGAAUGGUAUUUCCGAUUGUAUGCCAAAUCAAAAAUGUGCAAUAUGCUGACUGCAUUCAAACUUCAUCGUGAUGAAUUCAAAAAUGGAAUCAGUGUUUAUUCAAUUCACCCAGGGUCCGGAGUUCGGACUGAUCUUCACAGAGACUUCGGUCUCUGGAGUAUCACAAACUUCCUCUCGAUUCCAUUCACAAAAGAUGCAAGUCAAGGAGCAGCUACGAGUGUUUACUGUGCAACUCAUCCAGAAGUCGAGAAUGUUUCAGGAAAAUAUUGGGAAUCUUGUUGGGAUGAUGAGAAGAAUUUGGAUAAGCCAGUGGCAAGAGACGAGGAACUUCAAGAAGAGUUGUGGAAACAUUCUGAAGAAUUAAUUGAGAAAUCGGUGGGAGCAACCAACAAAAACUCUGAUAACAACAUGGAAAAUGUCCGUUUAUGA